Limanda limanda (common dab) is the source of this 3348-nucleotide messenger RNA. RefSeq names its product receptor like tyrosine kinase (gene ryk). The record is from RefSeq and is a predicted model, not a curated record. The transcript has 16 exons. Bases 375 to 2273 code for a protein of 632 amino acids. Gene Ontology annotation, cellular component: signaling receptor complex. Gene Ontology annotation, biological process: axonogenesis; multicellular organism development; cell surface receptor protein tyrosine kinase signaling pathway. Gene Ontology annotation, molecular function: protein kinase activity; ATP binding. NCBI's taxonomy places the organism in Eukaryota, Metazoa, Chordata, Actinopteri, Pleuronectiformes, Pleuronectidae.
GUGAGGAGAAAGCUUCGGAGACAUGGAGGCUCGGAGCUGGACGUGUUAGCCUCCCUGAGACCUCACCUCUCUUCUCCCUCCACCGCCGGCCCCUCGCAGCGAGGCGCCGCCGCGGGACUUUGUCUACGUGCUUUUGGGAAAACGUCGUAAACGUGCGGAGCUCUAACACACAUUCCGCAGACGGCUAGCAGGCUAACUUAGCUCGGCUAGCGGCGGAGGACAAAAACAGGCGAGCGGAGUUUCGUGCCACAAGUGGCGCUGCGGCGUGAAGGGACUCGACAUGUCGCCCCCCGGGACUAACUCCACAUGCGGAUGAGAGAGGAGUCGGCGACCGGGGGAAACCGAGAGCUACUGCGAGCCAGGGGACCACCGCCAUGUUGGGCUGGAUCCGCGGCUCCGGCAGCCCGUCCGAGCCCCGAGCUUGGCCCCACUCGGUGCCGUGGAGGCUGGGGGGCUUCUUCUUCCUGCUGCUGCUGGAGGGGGCUGGAUGCCUCGCCAACCCCAGCAGCACCUCUGGCAACAACAACAACUACCAGCAGCCCAGUGUCAAUAUAUACAUGAGUGUGGAGGAGGUGAAGAAGCUUCUGGGUUUAGAUGCAGAGCUUUACUAUGUGCGAGAUGAUGUGGUGAAUCACUAUGCACUCUCCUUCACUCUGCCUGUGCCCAGUGAGACCAACAGCCUUCACUUCACAUGGCAUUCCAAGGCAAAAGUCGACUACCGGCUUGGCUACCUCGUGGAGAACCCUGUUGCCAUGAACCAGCCAAGAAGCAACAUCUCCAUUCAGGGAGAGGUUCCCCACGUUCCCUCUGUCUUUAGAGUGGACCUCUUUUGUUCUGGUGAGGUGGAUGGAGAGGCUGUUAUAACAGUGCAGCUCAAUCUGACCAUCUAUGCCAACAACUACACAGUGCUCAACUUCAAGAGGAGGAAAAUGUGCUAUAAGAGAAUUGAUUCUGACCCAAAGAUUCCCCAUCCCUUUCCCAUCCACAACACCACUGUUGAGCGGCCUGACUUAGAUGGUGUGGUCCCCCCCACCAGCUCCACGCAGGUGUUCUAUAUAAGCGUAAGCGUCUGCUGCAUCGUCAUCUUCCUUGUGGCCAUCAUCCUGGCCAUCCUGCACCUGCACAGCAUGAAGAGAGUAGAGAUGGAGGACAGCGUAAGUGACAGUGGGAGCUCGCAGGGUCUGUCUCAGCCAUCCACCCAGACCACACAGUACCUGAGGGCAGACACUCCAAACAACGCAGCCCCUGUCACAAACAAUCACCCUGGUUCUGCACCCAUACUUCAGCUUGCAGCCUCCUCCUUCCAAAACCCUGGUGCUCCCCCUCAUGAAACCAAAAGCUACCCAUCUCUCCGCAUAGAGAAGAAUGACCUGAGGAGCGUUUCGCUAUUGGAGGCUAAAUCUAAAGUGAAAGACAUCGCCAUCUCAAGGGAGAGGGUCACACUACAAGAUGUCUUGCAUGAAGGCACGUUUGGCCGCAUCUUCCACGGCGUGCUGCUGGACGAGAAGGACCCAAGUAAGGAGAAGCAGGUCUUUGUGAAGACAGUGAAAGAUAAUGCGUCUGAGGUGCAGGUGACCAUGAUAUUGACGGAAAGUUGCAAACUUCGUGGACUCCAUCACAGAAAUCUGUUACCCAUAAGUCACGUGUGUACGGAGGAUGGAGAGAAGCCAAUGGUGCUGUUGCCUUUCAUGGCCUGGGGGAACCUCAAGCUGUUCCUGCGGCAGUGCAAGCUAGCAGAGGCUAACAACCCACAGGCAAUCUCUCAACAAGACCUAGUGUACAUGGCGAUCCAGAUUGCCUGUGGAAUGAGCUACCUGGCUCGUAGGGAGGUCAUCCACAAAGACCUCGCCGCCAGGAACUGCGUCAUUGAUGACAACAUGCAGGUGAAGAUUACAGACAAUGCUCUUGCUCGGGACCUAUUUCCCAUGGAUUACCACUGUCUCGGAGAUAAUGAGAACCGGCCCGUUCGCUGGAUGGCCCUGGAAAGCUUGCUCAACAAUGACUUCUCUAGUGCGAGUGACGUGUGGGCCUUCGGAGUGACCCUGUGGGAACUGAUGACUCUGGGCCAGACCCCCUACGUCGACAUUGACCCUUUUGAGAUGUCGGCCUAUCUGAAGGAUGGGUACAGAAUAGCACAACCAAUCAACUGUCCAGAUGAACUGUUUGCAGUGAUGGCGUGUUGCUGGGCCCUGGACCCAGAGGAGAGGCCCAAGUUUCAGCAGCUGGUUCAGUGUCUCACAGAGUUCCAUGCAGCAUUGGGGGCUUACGUCUGAAAGCGAGGCGUUUUUUUUCUUCCUCUUCUUCAAAACAACGAGCAACAUUUAAGGCUGGAGGACACUGUUCAUGAGGAACACGCGGAGGAAAUUGUGCCUUAUCGGACGAACGAGCAGGCGUUCAUCUUGUACAGUCAUGGAGUUUUUAUAUAGUUGAAUUACCUUUUUACAGCAUAGCAAAGUAAAAGGAUUCUUUGUCGAAUAUUGUUUUAUAUGCUUUGAAAGCGUCUAGGAACGGCAGUUACAGGGCCCCGCCCUCGCCAAGAGAAACGAUGGAAAGAUGUCGUCGUCUAUACCGAACAUCAACACUUACGGACAUUUUUGUGCCAAUGGAACAAUUUUUAAAAAAAUAUGCCAAUCUUGACGAUCAUGGUUUUAAAGACAGUAUUUUCUACAGUUUUGUUACUAGUGUAAAUUGCAGAUGUGGUUUGAAUGAGAGUGACUCUACUAAAGAACAAUUUUAGGUACCAAAGUAGAGUUUAAGGGCUUCAUUUGUGUAUGUAACCGUGUUGUCGAGCGUGCAAGCUUGGUACGAGACGCCCCCUCGAUGGUACACUGUUUUCUGAGCACUGUGCCACAGAUGAGUUGUUCUGUCUCCUGAUGGACGAGCCGACACUAAGCAGAGAUGACCCUGUUUUUUACAGAUAUGGACGCCACAGCUUCUACAAUAUCAGUGCCACAAAGCUACGUACACAUAUUUUUGUAGAACAACAUCCUGAGUGAACUUUGGACGUUAUUAUUAUUUGAAUGCCACCAUAUUCCUACUCUUUUGUACAUUUUUAUUUCCACUAUGACAUCAUCCGAACAAAAUUAUCCUGUCCUCUUUGUUUUAUAAGCUUGAUUGUUCUGCGUCAGAACACAGCCCUUCACAGGACUCUUCAAAUUAUUUUUGUGAGUAACUAGAAAACUAAUAAUCACUGUGAACACACACAAAACUGCCUACCAGCUUGGUCUAAUCUUAUUCUACCACCUUUAACAUCUUUGUGAUGUGUCUUUAUGGUCACUGCAUGUUGAAUUAAGGUUGUAAAAUGCUUCCCGAGUUCUUAUCCAAAAAUUAAAUGGGAUCUUUUAAAUA